Molecule: messenger RNA, 2259 nt
Organism: Ophidiomyces ophidiicola
Lineage: Eukaryota; Fungi; Ascomycota; Eurotiomycetes; Onygenales; Onygenaceae
Exons: 3
Coding region: 1-2259 (752 amino acids)
Source: RefSeq, a predicted model, not a curated record
AUGUCCAACUGUCAACCUUCCGCCUCUUUACGGGAGAGCGAUGACGAGGGAAAGUCAGUCUUCCAAAAACACAAAAACGCGCAACUCCAAGUAUAUACCAAACCGUCAGGAUUGGCCCAUGGCAAUGCAUCAUAUGGCCAUCGAAACCAUAGUUCAUCUAGCUGCAAAGCGAUGUUGUCCUCUGAUAUGAGUAUGUCCGAGAGCAAAGACCUAAAUCUUCGUGCCCAAAUGUUGCCCAAAAAGAAAUUCGUUCUUACUGGAAAAUCUUUCCCGCCAAUGGACGUCUUGGCUGAUAUUUAUUCCCCCUUAAUUCACUUGUAUCGCGAUGGAGAUCUGCCUUGGGCAGAUAAGGGCCCUUGCCAUGAAGCGCCAGCGAUCCGUCAUAUUGAUAUGUCUCGAGUCUGGAAGGGCUUUAAACUUGAUGAGGUGGAACAGCUGUUGCUUUGGGAGAAGAGUUUUCGGACAGCUCUUUCCAGCCUCUUACACGAAAAACUUCUUUUUCUUGAAAACUUUUUACAUUUUGCGGAUAUCAGUCAGCCAGGGUGUCUAAGAGGAAAGCAGCCAGCGCCUUACCAUUUGAUUGUGAGCCUGGCUGAGGUCGUCCUAGCCACUGAAUAUCAUUAUAAACAGGCUUUCCGAAAUUUUCGUUGCCCGUCCUUUACGCUCAAUACAGUAAGCGAAAUUAUUCGCCUUCACGACUGUUUCACUAAUACCGGCCCGGAACCUGGAGAUUUACAUAUUGGUAUAAGGAUUAAGGACCUUGGCUAUUUUGACCACAAUCUGCGUAUUGAUGAAUUCGCUGUCGGAGCCUUAUGGAACCCCGACUACCUCUCCUUUGAACCGUUUGAGCAUCCGGCUGCUGAAGGUGAGGAAUUUGUAUUAAUUCCAAAAUACACUUCACCGGCUCGUGGCGACUUGAAUUUUGGGGGCUGUUCUACCAAGAGUAUUAUAUUCUCGACAACCGCACACUGGCUUACAUGGGACGAGAAUAUGCGUGGCUUUCAAGGGAUCGUACCGUUUUCUUCAGAUGUCGACGAGCAAAGGCUACUGGACGCGAAUAUUAUCAUGGAGGAUAAAGAUAGUAUCUCCUAUAACCUCCACUUUAUAGUCAAGGCUGAAUAUACGCAGUUUUUCUUCAGAGUGGCACGUUUUGAGCAGACAAUUAGAGUGAAAGUGGUGAUCAGUAUAUUAAAAAGAGCUGACAGUACAAUGGCCAGUAAACUGACUUCUAAUCAGUUCAGCAUUCCUGAGCAAUCGUCCUCGAUGUCAUCAUCGAAUGAGACUGGACACGAGGAAGGCCAGAACUCCCCGGGUGGCGUGUCAGUAAAUAUGGGAGAUCAGCCUACUAAUGAAAUUCCCCCGCAUGAUGGUUACAAAAAAAAUCCUAAUGGUUUAGACCUGCUGUCUAGCUUUUUUAAGAUGUCCGGGUCACCUCCUCACUGUCAAAAUUAUCUCGGGUAUCCCAGUAUUCCUUUGAGCCUUGGGUGCAGUACUGUUCAGACUGACGAUCUAUGUGAGCCAGCGUCUUUCAAACCUACAUUUCAACAAGAUUCCAAGUGUGUUGGCAUGCUUCCUGCUGUGAUCCAGCAUUUAGAGGCGGUUAUGGCCGCCAACCAAAAUACAUGUAUGGAACACCAAGAUACUUCUACACUACACUCUCAACUGGUUGCCUACGUCGAAAGAAUUCGAGAACAUCAACCACAGACUGAAAGAUCUCCUAUCCAGAAAGAAACCGAGGUUUUUUUUGAUCAUUCCGCUCCUCGCCUUCCUGGACUGGGCCUGUUGCCUUACGGGGAAUUUGCUUUUACGAAUGGCCCCGUUUCCAGCACAUUACAAUAUUGUACGCAGCCAGGCGAUUUUUCAAUACAUGGAGAAUUUGAUGGCCGGUUCACCCAUGAUAACAUAUCGGUUGUAGAACAACACACCUCAAGAGCAGCAGCCCCCUCUUCAUUAAUGCGCCAUGGCCUCCCUACACCACCAAAUCAUGCCACAGAACCAGCCAGCACUUCGGAAGGCAACGCAGAGAUUACAGAAGGCUACCCGUGGCUGAUUGGGCUCCAGGGAAGAGAUACUUUUGUGCAAAUGCUGAAGGACAACUUUGGCAAUGAACAAGCCUAUCAUGAGGAUAAUGAGAUGACUCUUUCCUCUUGCUUUGGAGACCCAGACUUCUUUGAGAAUGAGGAUGAGGAUGAGGAUGAGGAUGAGGAGUAUGAUAUUAGUAGAGCUGACCCCUAUAGUGAAUGUGAGGAAGAACUAUGA